Pectinophora gossypiella (pink bollworm) is the source of this 3241-nucleotide messenger RNA. RefSeq names its product nucleolysin TIAR (gene Rox8). The record is from RefSeq and is a predicted model, not a curated record. NCBI's taxonomy places the organism in Eukaryota, Metazoa, Arthropoda, Insecta, Lepidoptera, Gelechiidae. Gene Ontology annotation, molecular function: RNA binding. The transcript has 4 exons. The coding region runs from base 186 to 1361 and encodes 391 amino acids.
GUGAACGUUUCACGAGUCAACAGCAACGUCUUUCGAGAAGUUGUAGGCGCUGUUUGCGACAUUUUCUUUCUUUUAUUGGUCAUCCAAUGUUUUAUGUGAUGAAAUAACACGUCGAAUACGAGUAUUUUCAAUAUUAGUGUUCAUAGUCGUAAUUAAGGAAACGCUAGAUUACGAUAUAAGCUAAUAUGGGCGACGAAAGCCACCCGAAAACUCUCUACGUCGGUAAUUUGGACGCGAGUGUCACAGAAGAUUUUCUAUGCGCAUUGUUCGGACAAAUAGGCGAAGUAAAAGGGUGUAAGAUAAUUCGCGAGCCCGGUAACGAUCCGUAUGCCUUCCUCGAGUUUACAAAUCACACGGCGGCGGCUACGGCCCUGGCCGCCAUGAACAAGCGAGUGUUCCUCGACAAGGAAAUGAAGGUUAACUGGGCUACGAGUCCGGGAAAUCAGCCGAAGACGGACACGAGCAACCAUCACCAUAUAUUUGUCGGCGACCUGUCGCCGGAGAUUGAAACACACAUACUUCGCGAAGCUUUCGCUCCGUUUGGUGAGAUUUCGAACUGUCGGAUAGUCCGCGACCCACAAACGCUCAAAUCUAAGGGGUAUGCUUUCGUGUCGUUCGUGAAGAAGGCAGAUGCGGAGGCAGCCAUCCAGGCAAUGAACGGGCAGUGGCUGGGCUCACGGUCCAUACGGACGAACUGGUCGACACGCAAGCCGCCGGCCAACAGGCCAAACGAGGGUGCGCCGAGCAGCAAGCGAGCCAAACAGCCAACAUUCGAUGAGGUGUACAACCAGAGUUCGCCUACAAACACUACUGUUUAUUGCGGAGGAUUCACAAGCAAUGUAAUAACUGAGGAGCUAAUGCAGAACACAUUCUCACAGUUUGGUCAGAUACAGGACAUCAGAGUGUUCAGGGAUAAAGGCUAUGCAUUCAUUAGGUUCACAACUAAGGAGGCAGCGGCCCAUGCUAUUGAAGCCAUACACAAUACAGAAAUUAGCGGACACACAGUAAAAUGUUUCUGGGGGAAAGAGAAUGGGGGAGGAGGUGACAAUCAGAGCACGAACAACACUGCAACGCCAACAGCGCCCGCAGCUAUGGGGGCACAGACGCAGUAUCCAUAUCCGUACCAGCAAGGCAUGGGCUAUUGGUAUGCUCAGGGCUACCCGGCGAUACAGGGCUACAUGGCUCCGGGCUACUACCAGCAGUACGCUGCCGCUUAUAGCAACCCGCAAGCUGCAGCUGCAGCGGGCUACCGCAUGAGCGUGCCGGGCGGCGCGGGCGCGGCGGCGUGGGGCGGCGGCGCGCCGCAGCCGCUCAUGUACUCGGCCGCCGCCAUGCCCUCCGCGCAGUACCCCUCGCAGUAACGCCGCACGCGCACGCCCGAGCAUGAGUUGACGCACACCAGUCAGGUCGCUACCACUACGGGGGCUAACUUAUCGACGCAUCGACUACAUCUGACCGCUUAGCACAUCCCCGCUUUAGUUAACCCCUCGUCUAUCGAGAAGCAAUAGAUAUUCUGACAUUCUAGCAGUUCUGAGUUACUAACUAUAUUCGACCGCAAUGCAUCGCACUUCCCAAUGCUUUCUAGCCUUUUCUAUCAUUCAGGACCGUCAUUUGUCACAGCGAGACAAACAGCGGAAGUCCGACUCCGACCGCCUUGCCGAUUCUGAGUGACAGAAAAGCAUAGAAGCGUAGGAAAAUGCGAUGCAGAGCGGCCAAAUAAAGUUAACCCUUAACUAUUGGAAUGUCGGAAUCUAUUGCUUUGCGAUAGAUAAAGGGUUAAACAAAACGGAGAAAUGUGUUUGAAAUGAUCACUUAGACUUUCGUUAUUUAUACAUCACGUGUCAUUAACGAAAUUUUAUUGAUUAGAUAAAACACACUUUUUCGCAUGUCUAAAUUCAAUAUCUCUCGUAAUUUCAAUCCUAGCCUUUGUAAUUGAGUAGUUCAAAAAUAAAUUUAAAAUGUUACUUACAAAAUUGCUACUAGUCUAAAACUGAUAAAAACAUUUUCUUUUAUCAAUUUUAAUUAUGAAAAACAACAAUAAGUUCGAUAUUUUAUCACAUUUGUCUAUGACGUCACAGUGAAAUUUUCAUACAAAUUCCAUAGUAAUUUAUAGUUUUUACGUUUAGUAUGAAACACGUAAUACCUUGUUCUUACCGCGUUAAAAUCAGGGAUAUGAAAUAUGUUUUGAUUAUCUCAAAAAAUGUUUAGUAUAAAGUAACUGAUUUGACUAAUUAGAAACUAAACUACAGAAUUAGCUGUAAUAUCAACCACUUCCGAGGAGCUGUAAUUUUCAGCAAAUCACAAUUGAAGGUAUUGGGAUUACGAUGUAUGUUGGGAGUUAGACAAUCACCAGCUUAUCACAAAAGGAAGACUAAAGGUAAUACCAGGUUUAAAGUAUAGAUCGCGCCACGAAAGAAGUCCACGGAUUCUAACGGAACUAAGUCAUAAUAAUUCUAUGUAGAAUCUGUGAUACUAUCGCCGCGACCGCGGAACUUUCGUGGCGCGAACUGUACUUAUAACCCGAUAUUAUCUUUUCUUUUUUUCUAUCUUUUUAAUUCUUUGUUCUUUUCUUUAGUCUUUCUUUUUUGUAAUAUAGCGGUCAGUCUCUAUGGUCCUAGAAUCGGCUUAAAAACAAUUAUCAGUGUCAUGAGAAUGUAAGCUAAGUGUAGGUUGGUCUGAUUGAAGGCGAUUUCGCGUCGAUAAGUUUGAGUUCACCAUUAUAACAACUAAAUGAAGACAAGAAACCUGUCUAUUUCAUGGAUAGUCUCAAUUUGAUAAUUCCACUUUCUAAUCGAUCGGAAAACUGCUGAGAUUGUUGAUACGUCCAUAGGUUGUUUUUUGCUUUCAUUUAGUUGUUGAAAGUGUUCCCUCGUGUGUUAGCUCGCGGACACCCUAACCACUAGGUGUCUCGUCCUGGUAACAGAUUUCAACCACCAAACCCUUGUAAUAUAGGUCCUGGUCACAAACCAUAUAAACAGUGCCUUGAAGUUAAUGUUGUAUCAGAUUUAACGCUGUUAAUACAGUCUAGGUCUAAUUAUAAUAGCAAUAAUACUUAUAGUUGCCUGCUAUUUCAUGUUUUACUGGCUUUAGUUGGAAGUAUAAAUGUCGCUAUAUAUUUAAGCCAAUAUAUAUCGUAUAAAAAGUAUAACAAGUCAUCCGUCAGCACUGGGCUUUAGAUAGUUGUUGGUCUAUAAGCCUAAUCAAAAUCAUGUAUGUAUAAUAUACUCAUUCCAUAAGCGUA